Messenger RNA from Orbicella faveolata, 2997 nucleotides. Its product is annotated as G patch domain-containing protein 4-like. Gene Ontology annotation, molecular function: nucleic acid binding. Lineage: Eukaryota; Metazoa; Cnidaria; Anthozoa; Scleractinia; Merulinidae. The record is from RefSeq and is a predicted model, not a curated record. Gene Ontology annotation, cellular component: nucleolus.
UGACGGUAGCGAAAAACGCACUUGUCGGUUGAGCUUUAAAUUUUAGAGUCCGUCAUUGAAAGGCGCAGUAAAGGAGCGGUGUCUCUAAAGCGUCUAACCUCAUACUCCUUGCCUGGUUUCAAGAGAAAAACAAACUGCUAGCAGUCUCUCUGAUCAUUUAACAUGAAUACAACGAAGUUGUUUUGUCUCAAAUCUUGUGACUGGUGUUUCUUGCGAUGACGAGCCAAAUGCAAGAAUACCUUCCUUUGUAACUGAACGGCUCAAGAAAAUCCGGUUAGCCAAACUAUUGAAAUAUUCAAUCUAGCGCAGCUGCCAUAAACACAGCCUCCUGCGCAGUAGUCUGAGCAGGUUCUAGUGUUUGGUUUUGGCACUCAAGCACUGCUUCCUGGCAGAACGGACGACGAAUUUUUCAAGACUCGCCUGCAUGCCGACUUGUCUUACGGCUUUGCCAUCUCGUGGCUUCACCGCUCGUACCCCCCGGCCCAAACACGAGAGCCUUUUCGCAGGCUAUCUGCGCAGCCGUUCUUAUGGUUCGUCAUGAAGAAAGAUAGCAUGACGAGCCCAAAGAAAGUCUUCGUAAGAGGCUAUCGUAAAUAUUGUCAUUAUGUAAAUCCUAAUGUAACAAGUGAAUAAAUAAAGUGUUGUAAAACACAAAUCCUGGCUCAGGUUUCAGUCUGAUGCAAUCCCCCGUCAACGAUCCUCGCAACUCUUUCCAUCUCCGAGGAGAAACAUUGUGACGAGAAAGGGUCUUGCUUUAUAGCAUCGGAGGGGUGGGACCGGCGUGGGGACCGGCGCAAGCAUGGUGGAAUCCUUGAAUCACAUACUCUAACAAAUUGUGAAAAAGGUUGUUUGUUUGUGUUUACGUUUUUGUUUGCCCUUAGUCUGGCGUUUUUAUGGUCAUUUCGCUCCAUGGAAGUCAGUCCUAUCCAACCAAACUUCAAAUUCUUCACAAAAGUUAGAUCGCUCCGUUUGGCUUGGCAGUGGAUGAAAGAACGAGGGACAAUCCACACACGCGUUGGAACGAACUGACUUGGAGCAGCUUGGAGCGAUCUAACCAUGGAGCGAAGUGACCAGAUACCCUCUGGCUCCCUAAUAAUUAUUUAUCAAGCUCUUUUCUUUCUCACCGCAAAAAAAAAAUUUAAUAACGUCACGCGACCCGAGCGACCAGAGAAAUUUGAAAGACUGGAACCAAGGUAAUAGCGUUUACGAGAGAAACUGGGAAUAGUGUUUUAUAUUGCGCAAAAACAUGACGGACAAGGAUGGAUUUGCGAAAAAACAACUCGAAAAGCACGGAUGGUGCGAAGGUAAAGGUUUAGGUAAAGAGGAAAGUGGAAUUUCUAAGGCCAUCAAAGUCAACAUCAAAACUGAUACAGCUGGGGUUGGUUAUGAUGCCGGUGAUCAGUUUAGUUUUCACUGGUGGGACCAUGUCUUUAACAAAACUGCAAAAAGCAUUGUGGUACAGGAAAGCGAUGAAGGAGUAGAGGUAGUGAAGUCUAGUAAAGAUUCAUGUACUGUGAGCAGCAAAAGACCAAGCAAGAACACAAACAAACCACUGUUAUAUGGCAGAUUUGUCAAGGCUUCAAGUAAGACACUGGACAGUGUAGCACCUGAUUCUGAUGACGAAUCAGACUCUGAAAGAGAUUUUUCACAUCUAUGUGCAGAGGAGAAACUUUUUCAAGCCUGUGGGGGUAGAACAGCUCACAAGGCUGCUCGUCACGGGUUGGGCUUGAAUGGCAAGCUUCAGCGAGUUGAGGAGCAGGAAAAACUGGCGGUGACAGUUGACAGAUGUAGAAGUAAUACAACACAAGCUGGUCUUAAAACUCUUGUGGUCAAAGAAGAACGGGAAAUGACGGAAAAGGAAAACAACAAGAAAGCAAAGUCGAGCAAAAAGGAUAAAGGCAUGAAAAAAAGAAAGCGGAAAUACAAAGACGUGCAAAUAGAUAACGAGCAGAAAUUUCAAGACGAACAUGCCUCUCGUGAAAGUGAGUCAGACCAAAAACGAGUGAAAAAGAAAAAGAAGAAAAAAAGGUGAAUGCUUAGCACAGUUGUAGUAAUACUGUGCUGAAGUACAGUUGGACUGGAACAGGGCCGCGACGAAACGCCAUUACAAGAUCUCCGAGAGAAACCCUGGGACGGAUACAUGAUUUUAGAAAAAGGGCUUGGAGAUGAGGGGGAGGGGUGGCAUCUUCCCCCGCAAAAUUUGUAAGGUUGAGGUCCUCAGAAAUGGGAUUUUCCACAUUCUGAGGCCAAGUCAGCGAGUUAUAAUGUCUCAUUUUUUUUUAAUUUAGGGGAUUAAGGGAUUUCGACCGAAUCUCCCAAUCCCCCACUUCCCCAGAUCCGCCUCAGAAACCAGAAUUCGAUGACAGCAAAGCAAUACCACAAAAUGCAUUACGCAAAAUUACCCUGGAUCGAUCGUGAGGACACUAAUUAUGAAUAAAAACACAUUUUAUUUCAUGAAUAUAUGUUAUUUAUGCAGGUUAUAAUUACUGUCACUUUUAAAGAAUCUAUCAACGACCUUUUAUUCUAUUUUGCGUCUAAUCGAUUACAUCUAAAACAAGUUAUGUCGUCCUAAGAAUCGCAGAAGAUUAACACUUCGUUGGAAUGGCGUUUUUAUCAUUGUUUCCCGAGUACCAUCACGCGAAAUUAACGUCUCUUGCUUGCUGGCUUUGCCCAAAAUUUAAUCUUGUAAUAAUAAUAACUAAUAAGUUCUAACACGUUCAUACAAUUUUUUUGUAAAAACGUCCAUUUUUUUUUCAGACAGAGGCCGGCCGCUUUUAAUUACUUUUUUACGUGUUCAUUUCCAAUCGUUUUAGUCUAAGUAGAUUUGUUUUAAUAGUUCCAAUCUAAAAACGACAAUCAUCCAAACGCAGUUGUUUCCCAAUGAACGGUUCAAUAAGACAAGUUCAUCUGUGUUCAUGGUCAGCUAUCGCUAUGUUUACGCCCAUUGUACUGUUGUUUUAAAAAGUUGUCAAAAUAAACUUCCUGUAGUAACUCUUA